GAACUCCAAAUAUACAGUCACGUGGUUUAUCACGGAUAUCGUUGAGCGUUGAGCAGCAGAAUCUCCUGUCUGUCUGUAGAUCGAAAUUCGGACCCACAGAAUCGCAGAAAAUACCGUACGUCUUUCUGUCUUUGUGUACGGCUAGUUAUAAAAUGGCUAUGCUCGCCAUGUAGGCAAAAGCAUAACAUUCCGGUAGCCAUUUUAAUAGGGACAUACCUGUACCGUAGCUUACUGGUAGCGGAAAUUUUGACAUGACAAUUUGAGUUUACGGACUUCUGGACUUGAGCUACAUAUAAUCCAUUUGGAAGGGUUAAAAAGUUUUAUUCAAGUAUGACGAGGUGGGCUAGAUCUAAGAAUGGCCAAAAGGUUGAACAAGGCUCAAAGUGGGAAGAUAUUGGGAGUAAACGUGCUUCAAAUUCUAACCUUGCUGGCCAUCAAAGUACUAAAUUCAGAGUCGAUUCUCAGAAAUCGAUUUCAAAUGUACAAAGGAAUGCUGUCCAAAAAGUUGCGAUCAAGAAGAAUAAAAGAUCAGAAAAUAGGAGAGUCAAGAGACAUCGGCGUAAAAUAGAUGGUAUGGUUUGUUUUCACUGUCGAAUGCCCGGACAUGGAAUGGCAGACUGUCCUAAAUUGCAGCAAGAUAAUGAGCAGGGGACAGGGAUUUGCUUCAAGUGUGGUUCAACUGAACAUAAGUCGCAUACAUGUACUGCAAAGAUACAAAAUGGAAGUUUUGCAUUCGCAAAAUGUUUUAUUUGUAGGGAAGAAGGUCAUCUUUCGAAAACUUGCCCGACCAAUCCUAGAGGACUUUAUCCAAAUGGUGGUUGCUGUAAACUUUGUGGUUCAGUUGACCACUAUAGAGAUUGCCCCGAAAGGCGAAUUAAAGGGGAAGUUAAUGCUUAUCGGUUAACUGGAUCUGUCAGUGGUUGUGAUCAUAAUAAUAAACUCGAACAUGUCAGUGUUGAUGAUGAAAUAACUCUAUAUGAAAGUGACGACGAAUUAAAAAAUACACAACCGAAUAUAAAAAAGCCAAAAAUUGUCAAAUUUUAAAAAUCUUAUUCAUGCUAUAUUCAGUAUGUGUUAGUAAGAACAUUUUUGUGUUUUUUUAUAUGCACUUCUCGAUACCCAACCUAAUAUAAAAUCAAUGUCAUGAAUCAUGUACAAGUCAUGUUCAUUUACAUCCUAUAAAGUAUGAGGAAUUUAAUAUUCAUGUCUCUGUUAGA
Molecule: messenger RNA, 1217 nt
Organism: Styela clava
Lineage: Eukaryota; Metazoa; Chordata; Ascidiacea; Stolidobranchia; Styelidae
Cellular component (GO): nucleolus
Molecular function (GO): nucleic acid binding; zinc ion binding
Source: RefSeq, a predicted model, not a curated record